Molecule: messenger RNA, 1653 nt
Organism: Mastomys coucha (southern multimammate mouse)
Lineage: Eukaryota; Metazoa; Chordata; Mammalia; Rodentia; Muridae
Gene: Ube2j2
Product: ubiquitin conjugating enzyme E2 J2
Exons: 8
Coding region: 482-1297 (271 amino acids)
Source: RefSeq, a predicted model, not a curated record
AAGCGGAAGCGGGCCUAGGCCGUCCCUUGAGCGGCCAUCUUGGAAGCUGAGCGGCGGUAGCAGCGGACAGGCUGCGGCGGGUGCGGUGGGCUAAGUCCCAGCGCGGGUGCGGCUCACGGCGCGGGCCCUACUCUUCCGCACCCUGCUCUGGCCUCGACCACGGCAAACCUGAACGCGGCAGCGGCCUCAGGGAGAGGUGAGCGCUCGCGGGCUGCGCGGGGCCUUGGGCCGCUCGUUCGCCCCGCCGGAGCCGGCUGCAGCGGCGGGCGGGGACUCGGGGACUCCACACGUCGGGUUCCAUUCGUUACGUCGCCGGCUGUGUCCGGACCCGGAGCGUCCCUGCGCGGACCCGAGGUGCUGGGCAAGUUGAGCUCUCUGGCCCACAUGGCUUCUGAAGCUAAGAACUUGGGGACAAUGCUUUCUGGAAGCAUUUCUUGGCCAUGCUGGACUGUAACCUUGUUCCUGGUGUGAGCAUUCUUGGAUGCAUCAGGCAAAAGCCCUUGAUUCUGCCAGAAAGAUGAGCAAUAACAGCAAUAAGAGAGCUCCAACAACAGCAACACAAAGGUUGAAACAGGACUACCUUCGAAUUAAGAAAGACCCAGUGCCUUACAUCUGUGCAGAGCCCCUCCCUUCAAAUAUUCUUGAAUGGCAUUAUGUUGUCCGAGGCCCUGAGAUGACUCCUUAUGAAGGUGGCUAUUAUCAUGGAAAACUAAUUUUUCCCAGAGAAUUUCCAUUUAAGCCUCCUAGUAUUUACAUGAUAACCCCCAAUGGAAGAUUUAAGUGUAACACAAGGUUGUGUCUCUCCAUCACAGAUUUCCACCCAGAUACAUGGAAUCCAGCAUGGUCCGUUUCCACCAUUCUAACAGGGCUCCUGAGCUUUAUGGUGGAGAAAGGCCCCACCCUGGGAAGCAUAGAGACAUCGGACUUCACGAAAAAACAGCUGGCAGCACAGAGUCUAGUGUUUAAUUUAAAAGAUAAAGUCUUUUGUGAAUUAUUUCCUGAAGUUGUAGAGGAAAUUAAACAGAAACAGAAAGCACAAGAUGAACUAAGUAACAGGCCCCAGAAUCUUCCUUUGCCAGACGUGGUUCCUGAUGGGGAGAUGCACCGUGGCCAGAAUGGGAUCCAGCUCCUCAAUGGGCAUGCACCUGCUGCUGGCCCAAACCUUGCUGGGCUCCCACAGGCCAACAGGCAUCAUGGACUCCUGGGCGGCGCUUUGGCGAACUUGUUUGUUAUAGUUGGGUUUGCGGCCUUUGCCUACACGGUCAAGUACGUGCUGAGAAGCAUAGCACAGGAGUGAGGUUCACAAGCCACAACCUACAGUUGCUGCUGAGGGACACAGGGGCCAGAGCUUGAUGCAGGCGUGAUGGAUAUGCUGCUGAGCACAGGGUGGCCUGCCGGACUCCUGGGCUUCACUUUUUAAAAACCUUAUAAAGAAAGCAAAAACCAAAAUGUGGUCUGGAGGAGAUUGGAGGUUCUUAACUCCCUCUUGAGGUUGACAUGGACAGUGCCACUCACGCUUUGGUUUUAUUGCUUAUCUCCUGUGUUGUCUUUUGAACCUGUUUAGUAAACCUGUUUUGUUUGUUUUGUUUUGUUUUGUUUUGUUUUUCAUUUUAUUAGAUUUGGUCACUUAAAAAUAUAAAACUUUAAUGCCUA